GACACCCUAGGUGUUAACCCUAUCAUCAAGGUACUAGGUGCGUCUUGCUAGCUUCAUGUUAUUGAUCGUCACUGUAUUUGUAAAAUUUGUAAAGACUCGGAGAGAAAUUAACUCGGUAUUAUUUUGCUUCCUUGCAUCAGUGUAUUCUAAAUCGUCAUCACAUCUUUGAUCUUUGACUACGCAUUUCAGGAGAGAGAACAUUUUCACGGAAAGUAUCAUUAAAAAAAGUCGAUUUCCAGUGCAGGAUGGCUGGCGUAUGGAAACUGACACGGUCUACGUAGAAAAGACGAGCCCACAGUCCCGUGUACGUAAAUCUGUGUGACUGUCUGGAAAGAGACUAAAGAAUUGUGGCAGAUCCCACCGUCAUUUUUUUGUUUUACUGCUACUUGAGUGAGACUACUUGACUGCAAUUAUGUUGUAUGUUUUUCUUGUGAACACGGGAGAGAUGCUGACACUGGAUAUGGCUCUCACUAUGGAGAGCGUUCAGCAGCUUCAUGAUACUCUGUCAGAUGACUAUCAGAUCCCUCAUGAGAAGCAAGUCUUAUUGAUCAGUGGAGGGCAGAGUUUAGAUCCACAGAUGAGAGUAUGCAGUUACAGUGCUGGCACAGACACUAACCCCAUCUUCCUGUUCAGUAAAGGGACCAUAGAAUCAGCAAAUCCGCCAGUGACUACCAGCAUGUCACAGACGAAGGAAGACAACCUCAAGCUCCAGGUCGAAGGACUCAAGAACCUGCCUCCUAGCUACAGUGCUGUAGUGGCACGCACCCAACUAGCCCUGCAAUUCCAUGAAGUAGCCAAGGAGAAAUUGAGGGUCUGUGAGGGAUUAAUACACAAUCAACAUUUACAACAACAAGGUUGGAUGGCUGUUAUAGCUAACUUGGAUGACAUUACUAGUGCCUUUCAACAAAGAGCACUCGUCUUCCAGCAGAACAUAGCAGACUUCCUCACUGACAGACCCAACUUUCUUCAGCGCCUUGAAGAGUUUGGAGACAUCAUUCACAUCCUUGAGAAGACACCGCUUCUACCUUGCCUCAGGGAGGGUGGUCGGUCUCCAUCCGACCACGAGGGGAGGGAUAUAUCUCUUAUGAUGUGGAUCAGUAGACAGGACCAGAGGAGUACUCUACAACAAAUGGCUGUGCAGUGUAGUAAAGUACUUGACCAGUUUAAUCAACCAGUCCUUGAUGCCUUGGGCAGUGAUAUUAAAUCAUGCUUAGAGGCUGUAAGUAACCCAGGAAUGAAGGAAAUCAAAGGUCUUGGAGAAAGACUAUUUGGUCUAGAGCAGCUGUUAUUACAAGCUCGCAAACUCCUCAAUGAACAGGCUGAAAUGGCUCAGGGGCUCGUUCAGAACCAGACCCGCGCUAGUAAUGUGAAAGACCCCUCAGUGCUACCAGACUUAUGCCUGAGUCACCAGCAGCAGCUAACUGUCAUGUAUAAGAAGCAUCUACAACUCAUAGACAUGAGCAGGAGAUGUGAGAUAGCAAAGGAGGAGCUCUGUCAAAACCUACAUGUGAGAUUAAGAUGGGUAAUGUAUGUAGAGCAGCAGGUCAGCAGUGUGCAUGGUAAGAUGUUGGUAUACCAUGAGAACCUGAAGAGACUACGCAAACGUUUGGAGAUAAUCCGUCAGGUCUGCAUGACGCCAAAGCUCUACGCUUCUGCCGUAGUAGAGGUUUGCAGGAGACGCCAUUACAACACACAGUAUCAAGAGUGGUCUGGGAGGAUUAGUGAGACAUCAGUGUGUGAACAUGCAGAAGAAUUGAAGAGGAGAAAAGAGUUUGCUUCACUAAUGCAUAACCACUUCCUCAAUGCACUCUUCCCUGGGUUCUAUGAACUGCCUCCAACGUUUGCAACCACACCCCCUGGUAACUAUGACAACUCAUUACCUAAUAUCAUGGACAAAGAUAUUCUUCUACUCAGGGAAAAGGUGCCUGAAUUAGCUGAAAGUCUAGAGCUUCCAUCCAAUCAACACUUCUCAUGUGUUACCUCACUACAUACUAAGCAGCUGCCAUCUCGUCCACUCUCGAUAGAGAUUGAAACUCAGACCGAACUCGUUUCCGAGGAACUUUCAUGCCAUCCUCCGCCCUCACCGCCUCCACAGCCUCUUACUGAAAACAACGCUGAAGCUAUCUCUGAUCAAACUUCAAAAGAUAAUGACUCUGAUGGUGCAAUUACACUCGAGGAUGGCAAGGAUCCGAGGGAUAGACCAGGUUUAGAAAGUCAACUCAGCCAGCCAAGGCUGUUAUCUCUUGACAUGAUCCAGACGAACGAUAUUAUUCUGUCUCCAGACACGCCAGAGCUUGACGCAAAGUUUGAGUCCGUUUACAGGGAUGCGCCUUUCUCGUCUCUGCUUCCCGAAGUCGACAGUGAGUUUCAUUCGGCGAUCGGUAGCCCCAUGGAUGAAGGUUUGGUGAAGAAGGCCAAGAUGGAUCAGAUCCUGCCGGUUCUUAGACCCAUGGAGGAGAACCAGACCCUGAAACAACAGCUCCAGGAGAGAGAAAAGAUCCUGGAAGAGCUGGAAGAGAGGAAGAUGGUCCUUGAGAAAAAGCUCAGCGAUUCAGAAUCCAUGAUUGGUGACCUGCAGGAAAGUGUAAGCACUCGGUCGCACCGUCUUGAGGAAUCUGAGAACACCGUUGACUGCCUGAAUGAGGUUGUUCAAGCACAUGUUACGGAGCUUAGAACAAAGUGUGAAAGUAUCAAGAAGUCUGUGGUAGACACCAGGCAACAGAUGAAAAUAGAGGUUCUAGAAGCAGUGGCUAAAAUCACAGAAUAUUCAAACCAGGUCAGCAAAGAUUCUGAGAGAAGACAUGUAAUCGCCAUUCAAAAAGCCAUUGAUCAAACGCAAGCAGGACUGGAAAAAGAGAAGGAGGUGCUAAGCAAACAGAUCUUUGAUCUUAAUGGACAGUUAGAGGUGGCUAAUCAAAAACUGAUGGACCUUGAAUGCAAGGUCAGGGAGAAGGAGAGCAGUUCUGAGAUGCUCAAGUCUAAAUACCAACAAGACCUUGAGGAGGUGAAGACAAAGUUGGAAGAGGAUGAGAAGCAGAUGAUUGCAUCCAUGAAGAUGGAAUUAGAGAUGGAGAUCACAGACUUGGAAGCAAACAUAGAGGAGAAAGAGAAAGAAAUAAGGCAGCUCCAAAUAGAAUCUGUUCAGAGGCAGCAGGAAACGACUGCAAAGCUCCAAGAAGAGAAGCUGCAGGAACUUGAUAACCUGAGGAAGGAAAUGGGGGCAUUCCACAAGAGUGAGUUGAAUAAACAUGAAAUGGCAUUGCACAGCAGACAUGUUGACGAGUUUGCUGACUUUAAGAAAUCCAGUACAUUGCAGACGGAGAGUGAGUUAGAAAAACAGAGAAAGCGUUUGAUGGAGGAGCGCAGUGAAGUCAUUAAAACGAUGAAGAAAGAAGCAGAAGAGAGAUUAAGGACAGCUAGGGAAGAGAUGCAGGCAUCUUGUCAGAAGACACUGGAAGAAGAACAGAAGCAAGGUCUAGAUGCGAUGGAAAAGCAGAAGAAAGAGAUGGAGGAGAGAACCAAAGAAAUUAAUGAUCAAAAGAAGAAGCAUGAGGAAGAGAUGAGGAAAAUAGAAGACGAAUGGAAGGAGAAGUUCCUGAAGGAGUUCCGCGAGUUAGAGGAAUUGAAUGAGAGGAGGAUGGAAGAAGCAAGAAGGCAACAUGAAGUGGAGAUGGAAAGAAGACAGACGGAAGAAACACAAGGUAUUGAGAGGAUAAAAAAGGAGAUGGAGAGCCAAUUUGAGACAAGACUUGCUGAGGUGACAUCCUCAAGAGAUAAACAUGAAGCCAAAGUGCAGAAUCUUCAAGAAGUUCUAUCACAACUCAAGGCGGAAACUUGUCAGAAGGAGGAGGAGCUUAAUGCUAAGUGGGCGGAGUCUAUCGCCGUGGAGAAAAGCAGUUGUGUGGAGGCUGCUGUGGAAGAGGAGAGGAAAGAGGGAGAGAAACGGUUAAGAGCUUUGAGGGAGAGACUGGAGGAGGAGAAACAGGAAGGUAUCAGGAUUGCAGUAGAGAUGGCCAAGUUUGACCAAAGCCAGAAUGAUGCAGAACAGACUGCAUCCAGUUCUUCUACCGAGAGCACAUCUUCAAUGGCUUCCACCAGUCUAUCGGCUAGUCAACAACAGGUGUCUUUCAACAAGGCUAUUGCAAAGGUGGCUGCCACAAAGGAUAAACGUAUUGCAGAACUAGAGGCUAGAGAGAGGGAAUCGAUGGAGGAGCAGCGCAGAUCUAAAGACACUAUUGAGAAGCUAUUGAUGGACAAGACUGACCUUGAUACGGAACUCAGAGCGGCCGUACUCAAGGCUCAAGAAAGGGAAUGGCAGGCCAUCAGGGAGAAAGAGAGACUUGAAGAACAGAUGAGGAAGAGUGGGGAUCUUGCUGCAGGGAACGAAGAUGACAGGGGUAGUCCAGCCGAGAUGGUAGUUUCUACACAAAGUGAUGGUCUGAUGGAGAUUACUGAAACAAGAGACCAACUCAAAGCUCUACUUCAUACCAAAGAACAAGAAUGCAGCACUCUCAAAAGACAACUGAUCCAUAUGAGAACAUCAUCACCUGGUGGUAGGAUGGAGAAAGUAGCAAUCUCAGAUAUCAGUCUUGGAGAUUUGGUGUUCAUCGUUUUUCAAGAAGGACAGGAGAACUACAUGGUGUACAGUCUAGAACCAACCCUGUACUUCCUACACACUGAAUCACUGAGUGCUCUAGGUCUCAGAUCAAAGGGACAAGCUGUAGCAAAGUUCAGUUGGAUCAUUGCUCGUAUUACUGAUAAGGAAUACUGCCAAGCUAAGAAGGCCCAGAAUAGAUUCAAGGUUGCAGUGGGUACCAAGUUCUACCGUGUCAAGGCAAUACGCUACGACCCUAAAGUGGAGCAUGUCCCUCGGAAGUGAUCAAUAUACCUUGUCGGUCUAUUCACUCCAAGAAUCUUAAUACCCUCUCACAGGCAAAAUUUUCCUUAACCCCAUAACAUAGGUGGGGUCAAUUGGCAAGUUAGCCCUAACUAUAUAGCACAGGGUUAAGCUUAGCCCUCUUUCUUUUCUUGUAACCUUUAUGCAAAGUGGGCCUACCCCACUUGAAGUAUGGGAUUGUUUGGUCCUGGAAAAUAUGGUUAGCCGAGCAAAUUUAGCCGGUUAAUUGCCAGGCAGUUGUGGCAUUAAGUUUGGGGUUAAGAGUCAUCAUGAGAGAAGAAGCCUGGCCAAGGCGAGGACGGUGUUUGAUGUAUGCCCUCAGGGCAACUGUGCCAGCACUGUCGUCAGAGAUAAGAGCUCUGGGGAGCGUUUCAUCAAUAUUUUAAUCCGACAAAUUGUCAGAUCUGACAUCUUUCCAUGAUUUUGAUUGGCAGAGAGGCACUGUUCCUAUGGUAACUGUCGGAUAAAAUGGGACUUGUCGGAUAAAACGUCCGACAAGUCCUUUCAUGAAACGCCCCCCCAGGAAUGGUGACUGCUAGUCAAAGAUUAAUUGAUGUAGUGUGAGAAAGGUAAGUAUUUUCUUCGCCGGGUUAGGGGGAACAUUUGGCCUGUGCGAAAAGGAAAAUUUAUAGUACGGGCUUAAUUAAGGAUAAUAUGGAGUGAAAGAUAGUCUAGGUUUAACUCUUUGCUUACUAAGUUUGACUAGAGUCACUUCCAAUAGACUGCCAAGUUCGACUCAAGUCACAAUCUAUACACAAUACACACAGAGUGCAUUAAGUCUAUUGUCCAUACACACAUACACUAUAGAGAUGUGCGAAUCGCACUGUACAGUGUACAGAUAAAAACUUAUCUUAACAAUAAAACCAUUCAAAAGCUAUUGUGAUUUGGAUUAACAUAGUCCAUGCAAACCUCUCUGAGGGUUGCAGCUCAAAAUAAAUGUGGCAAAAGAGGGAUUAUGUCUGUGGUACAUGUAGGCAAAGAGUUAAAAAGAUGCUGUGAGAAUGUAUUAUGUUCCCUGUUGAAGAAGGCCUUUGGGAAUUGAAGAAUCCAGCAUUUUGGUUGAGGGGAUAAACACUGUUUCAUCAGCGUAAACAUUCCUAAGGGUCAUUUCGCAAAGCUUUCUAUAAAUGAUAGUAAUUAGGAGCUUGCUCACCCACUACUUUUGGUAUCACAAGUCAAACUUGCUCUCUAUGAUAAUGCAGCACUAUUACAAUGGCUUGAGUUUCUUUUUACCUCACACAAGUAAAUUGGUUGUAAAAUCUAAAUAAUAUUCCAGUUAAUGUUUGUUCCAAAAAAGGACAAUGACAUUUGAUCCCAUAAUCUUUCUUAUGCUGUAUUUUAUUAAUGCUUUCUUUCAUUCAUUAUGUGAUUUAGCACCUUUCAACGUUUGAUGGAAAUGGUGCUGUAAACUGUAAAAAUGUAAUGACUUGCAUUAUUAUUGUAUAACAAACAUGCAGUCUUUCAUUCUUUAUCAUAUUAACACAAAUGUGAUUAUCUAGAUGUAGAUAACCAUCAGAACAUGUUCAUUACAAAACAUUUUUGAAAAUUCAAUACCAUUAUAUUGGCAUGGUAAAAUUUUCUUGAUUAUUUAAUAAAUCUUAAUCUACAUGUAAAUUUACACCCAAUUUUUCCUAGAUCUUAGAUAUCAGAAAUAAGAGGGGAAAAUACUCUUUGAGUGUAAGGAUAUAGUUUGGGGUAUUUAAGAAACUUAUCAUCACUGAUACUACAACAAUACUACAACUUUAUUUGCUUACAUAGCACUCUCUAUGUUAAUUGUACUCAAAGAUGAAGACAAUUAUGUAGCUAAAGCCCUUUACAUUGUUCAAAUCAAAAUUGAAGAAUAAAUGCCAUUUUCUAAUUAAGACAAUGGCUAAUUUACAAAGUAUUCACAUUCAAAUGCAUUCUACUAGUCAUCAUAUCAUAUACCAACCUUUUUUUUCUGUAAUGAGAAUGGCCGAUCAUGAUUGCUAAGAAACAAAUUCAUUUGAAGCCACUUUCAGUCAUCCUUAUAGCUACUGGACUAACAGUAGGAUAUGUAUGUUAAAAAUAUGUCAGUUGCAGCAACUGUACUUAAGAUGUGCUUAUUGUAUUUGCUUAUAUAUAUAUCUGAAAUAAACUGCUGGAAACUGCCUUGUAACG
This is a messenger RNA of Lytechinus pictus (painted urchin), 7036 nucleotides long. Its product is annotated as RB1-inducible coiled-coil protein 1-like. The record is from RefSeq and is a predicted model, not a curated record. The transcript is spliced from 20 exons. Bases 413 to 4879 code for a protein of 1488 amino acids. Gene Ontology annotation, biological process: glycophagy; autophagosome assembly; positive regulation of protein phosphorylation. Gene Ontology annotation, molecular function: protein kinase binding; molecular adaptor activity. NCBI's taxonomy places the organism in Eukaryota, Metazoa, Echinodermata, Echinoidea, Temnopleuroida, Toxopneustidae. Gene Ontology annotation, cellular component: Atg1/ULK1 kinase complex; phagophore assembly site membrane.